This is a messenger RNA of Aspergillus nidulans FGSC A4, 577 nucleotides long. RefSeq names its product cytochrome c oxidase VIIc family protein. Gene Ontology annotation, biological process: oxidative phosphorylation; mitochondrial electron transport, cytochrome c to oxygen. The coding region runs from base 1 to 459 and encodes 152 amino acids. Gene Ontology annotation, cellular component: respiratory chain complex IV; mitochondrial inner membrane. NCBI's taxonomy places the organism in Eukaryota, Fungi, Ascomycota, Eurotiomycetes, Eurotiales, Aspergillaceae. The transcript has 4 exons. The record is from RefSeq and is a predicted model, not a curated record.
AUGUUUCUUCCCACCGACUGGAGCGACCAAGAAAUUUCAUGUCCCGUUCGGGGAAGGUGCCGCAAUCGAACGACCGCCGGAGAAACUGAUCGGAGAAACUAUCCUCUUGUAAUAGCUGGUUAUCACGUGACUAAUUUGGCUCCAUCUUCAUCCUACAUUUCCCGCAUGGCACGAUCAGUAUCUCCGCCUCAGUCAUCUCAUCGCGCUUCUGUUCUAUUCAAGAUGAACGCUGCUACCGCUCUCCGGGCCCGCAUGGCUACCUCCUUCGUUGCCCGCCGUGGCUUUUCCACCACCCGCAGCCAGCUUUCCAGCCCUUACCACUACGCUGAGGGUCCUCGCUCCAACAUCCCCUUCAACCCUCUUACCAAGUACUUCUUCUUCAGAUACUGGGCUUUCAUGAUCACCGGUUUCGGUGCUCCCUUCGCUAUUGCUGUCUGGCAAACCUACAAGACCCGCUAAAUCCGCCUCCGCGCGCCCCUGGGGUAUCCGGCAAUGGUGGGAUCGAGCUGUCUUGGGGAAUUCGUAUAAUCUGUAUAAAUUUAGAGAAUCCAUUCGGCCUUGAGCCUUUAACCCAGAA